Molecule: messenger RNA, 1218 nt
Organism: Aspergillus terreus NIH2624
Lineage: Eukaryota; Fungi; Ascomycota; Eurotiomycetes; Eurotiales; Aspergillaceae
Product: Mn(2+) transporter ATX2
Exons: 3
Coding region: 1-1218 (405 amino acids)
Biological process (GO): transmembrane transport; zinc ion transport
Cellular component (GO): membrane
Molecular function (GO): metal ion transmembrane transporter activity
Source: RefSeq, a predicted model, not a curated record
AUGGAGGGACUAUUCACUCUGCUCGCUCUGAGCAUUGUGAUGGCAAUUACAUCCUUUGUCGUCGGCUCAUUACCACUUGCCUUUACGCUCUCCCCUUCUCAGUUACGACUGAUAUCCUCCGUUGGCAUGGGAGUUCUGGUCGGAACGUCCUUGAUCGUGAUUAUCCCAGAAGGAGUGGAGACCUUGUACAGCUCGACUUCGACCGUCUCUCAGAGAGACUUCAGUGCCCGCUCAACGAACGUCGUUCAUUGGCAACACCAAGAAGUUCCCGCCGUCGCUGCUACUGGAAUAGAUACAGCUGCAGAUGAAUCGGAUUUCAUAGGAGCCGGCCUCACACACCGAUCUGUUCCGCGGUCACCUCCGGAGGGCGUCGAAAACACCGUAUAUGUCACGCGGAGCGAACAGUCGAACGUCCGCAAACGUGGAGGGGAAGACUCCAGUGAGAAGAAAGAAGAGCAUGAGCACGAGGAGGGAAGUUCGCCUCAUGCUUGGAUCGGUAUUGCUCUUGUCAGCGGCUUUAUCCUCAUGUAUCUCAUCGAUAAAUUGCCCGAGUUUGUGUCGCCCACCAAACCGCAACGAGCGCCUUACCACAUUUCUCUGGAUAAUCUGAGUUCCGGCUUACGGCGGGAUUCCUCCCCUUCGCGUGAAGGGGGACUUCUGGAUGCCGGCCAUAGCCCUCGAAGCAGUCACAGUUUCGCGACCACCACCGGACUGGUCAUUCACGCCGCCGCGGACGGCAUUGCGCUUGGCGCAUCCAGCUCUGACACCGGGCUGAGUUUCAUCAUCUUCCUCGCUAUCAUGGUGCACAAGGCACCGGCGUCUUUUGGUCUGACUUCGGUCUUGCUCAAGCAGGGCUUGUCCAGUCGUGCUGCAAGGGCUCAUUUGCUGAUCUUUAGCCUGGCCGCACCAGUUGGGGCACUUUUCACUUGGCUUUUUGUUCAGAUUCAGAUCAGGGGAGCUAACUCCCCUGAUAAUGAGUUAGCCACCGGAUGGCGUACCGGAGUACUUUUGUUGUUUUCUGCGGGUACUUUCCUGUAUGUUGCCAUGCACACCAUGCAAGAGAAUAGCCCGAACUCCAGCUCUCGUGAGUUACCGAUCAACGGAUAUGGUGACCCUCGAGAGGUCCCGAUCAAGUCUGAUAAGUCCAUGCGGGACUUGGUUGCUUCCGUGAUUGGCAUGAUCCUGCCGUUGUUUCUGCAGAUUGGUCAUGCUCAUUAG